This is a messenger RNA of Kockovaella imperatae, 1796 nucleotides long. RefSeq names its product WD40-repeat-containing domain protein. Gene Ontology annotation, cellular component: small-subunit processome; nucleolus. Gene Ontology annotation, molecular function: protein binding. The record is from RefSeq and is a predicted model, not a curated record. NCBI's taxonomy places the organism in Eukaryota, Fungi, Basidiomycota, Tremellomycetes, Tremellales, Cuniculitremaceae. Gene Ontology annotation, biological process: maturation of SSU-rRNA from tricistronic rRNA transcript (SSU-rRNA, 5.8S rRNA, LSU-rRNA). Bases 78 to 1703 code for a protein of 541 amino acids. The transcript is spliced from 7 exons.
CCAGGGAGGAUGGGAGGCGGCCAGUCAGCGACCUCAGACCUGAAUCUCCUUGUGGAGCUCAGAUUGCCCUUUCAUGCAUGCCGAUCUCUUUUGAGCCCGUUCAUCAAGCAAGUCUAGCUCAGACAGCUUUCGCCACUGCCAACCCGAAUGGAGGCAAAAAGUUUGAAAAGACAAGUCCACUUGGUGCGCUCUUUCUAUCAAUACCCAUAGCGACCAGCAUGAAGAUCUCUAUGAUUAGUCGGUCACUUGAUGACCAUCUGCCAUCCUCAUCCUCCGCUCCUCAUCCCCUCCAACGCAACUUGGCUCCCCAUCUUCAUCCGUUCGCGAAGCCGAGAGAGUACACUAGAGCCCUCAAUGCGGUCAAGAUUGAUCGAAUGUUCGCCAAGCCAUUCGUCGGCGCUCUCGGCGGUCACCAAGAUGGAGUCUACUGCUUAGGCAAGGACCCAAGAAGAGUCUCAGUAGUAGCUGCUGGUGGUGGUGAUGGCGAGGUCAUUGUCCAUUCUUUGACUCUCAGAAGGCCUCUCUUGAAGAUUCCGAAUGCGCAUCGAGGGAUGGUCGGCGGUGUUUGCUGGACGUCCGACGCUAGGGACGGAAAGCGAGGUAUCAUCAGUUGUGGAAAAUUGGACGGGACCGUCAAAAUCUGGAAGAGUGAUGCCUUCGCUCCAGGAAGACGGGACGAUGGCAGCGACGAUGAAGAGGAGAUCUUGGAUCUAGCAGGAGCAGUGGGAGAGAAUGAUUAUGACGAGGAGGACGACCUGGCAAUGGAUGAAAAGGCUCGAGAUGCCCGGGGCAAGAACCUGGAACCGGUCAUGUCGUAUACUACCAAGACGGGUUUCAACUCUAUCGAUCAUCAUUAUACGGACAGUGCUUUUGCCACAGGGUCCAACACCGUACAGGUAUGGGAUGAGACGAGGACCGCACCAUUGUCUACACUGCAAUUUGGAAGCUCGCUGGAGUCAGUGACUGCUGUUCGUUUCAAUAAGAGCGAAACGAGCGUGCUGGCCAGUGUUGGGGGAGAUCGGAGCAUGUGUCUUUAUGACAUACGGACGGGCAAGGCCGAGCGACGUUUAGUGAUGCAGUUCCGGUCAAAUUGCCUGUCUUGGUGCCCUACACUCCCUACAGUCCUUCUCCUGGGAUCAGAGGACCACAACAACUACACAUACGAUAUACGGAACCUCGAGAGUCCCACUCAGAUCUACAAAGGGCACGUAGGAGGAGUUAUGGGGUGUGACUGGAGUCCGACUGGUGAGGAAUUCGUGUCCGGAUCCUACGACCGCACGAUACGUCUAUGGAGCCGAGAUGCGGGAAAAAGUCGAGACGUGUAUCACACCAAGAGAAUGCAGCGUGUCUUUGAUGUCACGUUCACACCGACUGCCGAUUACGUUCUGUCCGCUUCAGACGACGGCAAUGUCAGGAUAUGGAAAUCUGAGGCCUCACGCAAGAUUGGCCCAGUCUCCACAAAAGAACGUCAAUCGAUGGAAUACCGCAAGGCUUUAGUCGAUCGAUGGUCAUCGGUAUCCGACAUUCGCGCGGUCAAGGAUCGACGACACGUGCCACAGAGUGUGCACAAUGCCACCAAGUUGAAGAGAGAGAUGAUAGAGAGCCGAAAUGUCAAAGAGGACAGGAGAAGGAAGCAUUCCCGUGCAGGGAGGGAGAAGCCAAAGGCGGAGCGAAAGAAGGCUGUUAUUGUAGAGCAGAAAUGACUUAUUAUGACCCCACGUCACAGUUUCGCUGGACAUUCCUCUUUUCGCCAUCUCUGUUGUAUUCCAAAUCAUAUCCUCGCAUCUAGAUGCAGA